Molecule: messenger RNA, 1671 nt
Organism: Scomber japonicus (chub mackerel)
Lineage: Eukaryota; Metazoa; Chordata; Actinopteri; Scombriformes; Scombridae
Product: tripartite motif-containing protein 16-like
Exons: 2
Coding region: 1-1671 (556 amino acids)
Molecular function (GO): protein binding; zinc ion binding
Source: RefSeq, a predicted model, not a curated record
AUGGCACAACAAGGAGCUCAGCUGGAUGAAGCUAAAUACUGCUGUUCAAUCUGUCUAGAUCCACUGGAUGAUCCAGUGACUAUUCACUGUGGACACAGCUACUGUAUGAACUGUAUUAAACAACAUUGGGAUGGAGAGGAUCAGAAGAAAAUCUACAGCUGUCCUCAGUGCAGAAAAAAAUUCACACCAAGACCUGUCCUGAUGAAAAACACUAUAUUAGCAGAUUUAGUGGAGGACCUGAAGAAGACUGGACUCCAAGCUGCUCCAGCUGAUCACUGCUAUGCUGGACCUGAAGAUGUGGCCUGUGAUUUCUGUACUGGGAGAAAACUGAAAGCUGUCAAGUCCUGUCUGCAGUGUCUGGUCUCUUACUGUGAGCAACACCUGCAGCCUCACUAUGAAUCUCCUGCCUUUGAAAAACACAAGCUGGUCAACCCCUCCAAGAAGCUUCAGGAGAACAUCUGCUCUCAUCAUGAUGAACACAUGAAGAUUUUCUGUCGCACUGACCAAACAUGUAUCUGUUAUCUGUGCUCCAUGGAUGAACAUAAAGGACAUGAUACAGUAUCAGCUGCAGCAGAAAUGACUGAGAAGCAGAGAGAGGUAAAAGGGAGUCGACAAAAAGUCCAGCAGAGAAUCCAGGACAGAGAGAAAGAUGUGAAGCUGCUUCAACGGGAGCUGGAGUCCGUCAAUCGCUCUGCUGAUAAAGCAGUGGAGGACAGUGAGAAGAUCUUUGCCGAGCUGAUCCAUCUCAUUGAGAAAAGAAGCUCUGAUGUGAAGCAGCAGAUCAGAUCCAGGCAGAAAACUGAAGUGAGUCGAGUCAAAGAGCUUCAGGAGAAGCUGCAGCAGGAGCUUGUCAAGCUGAAGAAGAAAGAUGCUGAGCUCAAGCAGCUCUCACACACAGAGGAUCACAUCCAGUUUUUACACAACUAUUCCUCACUGUCACAUCUCAGUGAAUCUACAGACUCAUCCAGCAUCAAUAUCCGUCCCCUGCAGUACUUUGAGGGCAUGACAGCAGCUGUGUCAGAGCUCAGAGUUAAACUACAGGAUAUUCUGAGUGAGAAAUGGACAAAUGUCUCACCGACAGGGACUGAAAUGGACUUCUUACAGUCUGAAGCAGAGCCAAAGACCAGAGAGGAGUUCUUAAAAUAUUCAUGUCAAAUCACACUGGAUCCAAACACAGCAUAUGAUUCUCUGCUAUUAUCUGAGGGGGACAGAAAAGUAUUCUUCACUCCUAAACAGCCCUAUUCUAGUCACCCAGAUAGAUUCACUGUGUAUCCUCAGGUCAUGAGUAGAGAGAGUAUGACUGGACGUUGUUACUGGGAGGUGGAGUGGAGCUGUGGAGGAGUUUCUGUAGCAGUUACAUACAAGAACAUCAGCCGAGCAGGGACCAUUGAGGAAUGUUCAUUUGGACAAAAUGACAAAUCUUGGCUUUUAUGUUGUUACGAAAACAUUGUGAAUGAAUUUAAAGACAAUGUCUCAACUCCUGUCUCAGGCUCUGAAUCGUCCAGAGUAGGAGUGUACCUGGAUCACAGUGCAGGUAUUCUGUCCUUCUACAACGUCUCUGACACCAUGACUCUCCUCCACAGAGUCCAGACCACAUUCACUCAACCUCUCUAUGCUGGACUCUUGCUUUAUGGUUGUGGACAAGUUGCAAAGAUCUGUAAACUCAAAUAG